This is a messenger RNA of Ixodes scapularis (black-legged tick), 1196 nucleotides long. RefSeq names its product ERI1 exoribonuclease 3 (gene Snp). The record is from RefSeq and is a predicted model, not a curated record. The transcript has 9 exons. Lineage: Eukaryota; Metazoa; Arthropoda; Arachnida; Ixodida; Ixodidae. Gene Ontology annotation, biological process: exonucleolytic trimming to generate mature 3'-end of 5.8S rRNA from tricistronic rRNA transcript (SSU-rRNA, 5.8S rRNA, LSU-rRNA). Gene Ontology annotation, molecular function: 3'-5'-RNA exonuclease activity; nucleic acid binding. The coding region runs from base 238 to 984 and encodes 248 amino acids.
GAGGGCGCAACGAUCUGGAAGUGUUUGAAAUCGGGACUUUUGGGGGCUGUGAGAAGUUCUCGCCGUUCUAAGGUGCAGUAAUUUUAGAAGUCUGUCGAAAAGAGAACGUAGGAAGCUAAUAAACAGGUAUGCUACUCUCGAGUAAAACCUUGUAAAGCCAAGCCAACCAAGCACCAACCCAAAAGCGGAAGGUCGGCGCCAUUGCCGUGGAUCCUCUACCGCCUCUACCCCUGGCACAUGGUUCUGCAGAUGUUCCUCCGGUCCUUGAGGCUUCCAAUCUUCCUGGCAUCUAGAGUUUUGUCGGCACGUCCUGCUUCAAACAUGACGGUCAGGGAGCAGCCCUUCGACUACUUCCUGGUCCUGGACUUCGAAGCGACCUGCAGUAGAGAGAAACCGCCUCCGCACCCGCAGGAGAUCAUAGAGUUCCCGGUGCUGAAAGUGAACGGGCGAAGCUUCCAGGUGGAGUCCACUUUCCACCAGUACGUCCAGCCCAGGGUUCACAGAGAACUGAGCUCCUUCUGCACCGAGCUCACCGGCAUCAUUCAAGAUAUGGUGGAUGAGCAGCCUUUCUUUGAAGAAGUUCUUGAGAAGUUCCACCAGUGGAUGUGCAGUGAGGGUCUCCUGGGACCUCCAGAGAAGCGGGUGGCCUUCGUCACCUUCGGAGACUGGGACCUGCAGAAAAUGCUACCUUCCCAGUGCUCAUACUUCAAGAUUCCCGUGCCAGAGUACCUAACCAGCUGGAUCAACCUCAAGAAGGCCUUUGUGGAGGCCACUGGCCACUGGCCCAAGACCCUGCCCGAGACCCUGGAGUACUGCAGACUGGAGCAAGUUGGGAGGCACCACAGUGGCAUCGAUGAUUGCCACAACAUAACGUCUGUCUUGCGUUGGCUUGCUGAGAAGGGUCACAUAUUCCGGAUUACCGGCCACCUGCCAUCGAGAACGGCCGGCAAGACCUCAUUGGCAGGACCAUCUCCCUCGUUAUAGUGCCACCAAAUUUAGGUUAAAAGUCUUAUUGCAAAUCCCUUCUCUGCUAUUGAUGUGCAGCCCUACAAAUCUCCUACACCCAUAUUAGAACCCAUUGGAGGUGGCUGUCGUUCGACAAAGACCGACUGCAGUGGCACCGAUUGCCAUGAUUUGCGUGCAUUUACACAUUUCGAGACGAUCCAAAUAAAUUGUCCAUUUUUCGCCACAGUGCC